Molecule: messenger RNA, 435 nt
Organism: Parastagonospora nodorum SN15
Lineage: Eukaryota; Fungi; Ascomycota; Dothideomycetes; Pleosporales; Phaeosphaeriaceae
Exons: 1
Coding region: 1-435 (144 amino acids)
Source: RefSeq, a predicted model, not a curated record
AUGGACAACCUGUCAUCCUACCAACGCCACAAAAGCACCGCCAACCUUCCCCUCCGUCUCGCCAUGCGCCUCCUCGAAGUUGUAGCCCUCGCGGCCGCAAUGUUCAUCGUGCCCACUCUGAUGCAUCGCAUCGUCCAAUCCCUAGACGACGUCUACGAACUCCUGAGCCGACGAGCGCGCUCACCGUAUGAGCCAGCUGUGCCCUACACUAGCGUGUUCAUUGCGACUGUCUUGCUGUUGGGCUGGCAUGUCUGGCUAGGACGACUGAGCUACAAGACGGUUGUUGAGGGAUCUGAUGAGAAGGGAAGGGUGUCUUGGGGACGUGUGCUGGGGCGUAUUGUUGUCCCGUUUCUGCUACUGUCGCUUGGGCUGCAGUUUGUGUGGGAGUUGUAUGCUGGAGUGAGUGGUCCGGCGCGAAUGGUCGUCACGCAAUAG